Penicillium riverlandense is the source of this 1074-nucleotide messenger RNA. RefSeq names its product putative GPI anchored protein. The coding region runs from base 1 to 1074 and encodes 357 amino acids. The record is from RefSeq and is a predicted model, not a curated record. The transcript is spliced from 3 exons. Lineage: Eukaryota; Fungi; Ascomycota; Eurotiomycetes; Eurotiales; Aspergillaceae.
AUGUUGCUCCUACCAGCCCUCACUUUGCUCCUGGCAACCUGCCAAGCCCAGAGAGAAGUGGAUACCACUGUAUCCGAAUCAAUCGGUGAUAUUACAUGGUCAACCGAUGCUGAGCAGACCCUGCAUCGCAAUGCCGAGAUAAUCUCCCGGCUGGCAGAGACGCCCGCGCAAGGCGUGCGAAAGAUGAGCAGUGACGAAGGGGAGAAAUUCUUCCUGGAUUACUGGCAAUUCCUCGAUAAUGUCCAGGGGCUAUCAGAGCGAGAGACCAACGACGAGACUAUGGAUGAUGAGACGCCGGAAGUGUUUCUGGAGCGGUCAUUCCCUCUCCAACCCCCGUCUUUGCCGUCGGAUCUGGACAAUCCAUUGCAAGUGCGGGACUUCAAGUGCCCGACGGGUACCUACGGCUGCACGUCUAUCGGCCGACCGAAUCGCUGCUGCGGUGCCGGAGAGACGUCGCUGGGUGGUGGCUGCUGCAUUCCUGGCUACGAGUGUGUUCCCGGAGGAUGCGCCUACAUCUCCGUCAUUACAGUGACUCUCCAGUCGACCGUGAUGGUAUCCACCAGAACGUAUUCGACCGAGCCGCAGAGUACUCCGAGCUCGACCUCUUCGUCUCACACGAGCAACACCAAGACUGAAAGUCUGGCACCGCCAGCCCGACCUACAAGUCUCUCAACCGCCACUACGGGAGAGGGAUUCUGUCCGACUGGGUUCUAUGCUUGCUCGGCCGUCUACCAUGGCGGGUGCUGCCAGACCGGUCGAGACUGCGAUACCACGUCGUGUCCUACGACAUCUUCAACGACGCUCACCACUGAUGGCAGGACAAUUGUACUGCCUGUCACGGCUACAGCAGGGAACCACGGAGGCGGAGGACGGUGCGCGAGGGGUUGGUUUAGCUGUGCGGACACGGUGGGCGGAGGCUGUUGUCCUUCCGGGUUUAUGUGCGGGUCGAGCUGCACGGCGACGGCGGCGUCGUCGACCACGGUGUCCAAGGAGCAAGCAACGAAUGGGGGCAAUGGAUUAUCUCCUGGGAUGCUGGGGAUUGGCGUUGGUGGUCUGGGGAUGCUGUUGUUGUAG